GCUCCUCUCAAAUUUUCUCUAAGGCCAGCCACACAACUGUGCCUCGCUCAACAUUCCUCAUGUGAAGUCUAUCUAUAAAGAUGGACACUAAUGCCACUCAAUCCCUGCCUAAUGGUCUGGAUGAAGAUCAGUACAUCCAGCAGCUUCUGAUCGAAGCACAGGCUCGACUUCAGUCGUCGUCCUCGGCUGACAAGUCUUUGACUUCGAUCUCAGAAAUAUCACAGGACAUACCCAAAGUACCCAAGCUGCCUGCUAGUGCCGCUCUCAAACCCUUCAUUGAGCAAAACGAUGAGGUUGCCACUAUAAACAACUCACAGUUUCCCUUGCCCUCCAUGGUUGACCCUGCCGAAAAGUCAGUCUCUCGUGUAUCGAAUUCUUCAAGUAAACAAAAGGAAAAGGAUAAUGCGGGUAGUGAUUGGUUCAACUUGCCAAAGACGAGGAUUACUACAGAGUUGAAGAGGGACUUGCAGCUUUUACGAAUGCGCAACGUCCUAGACCCGCACAGACAUUACAAAAAAGAGAGUGGCAACGCUAUACCCGAGUAUUCUCAGGUUGGAACUAUUGUCGAAGGCCCAACCGAAUUCUUCAAGUCUCGUAUUGUGAAGAAGGAGCGCAAGCAGACCUUCGUCGACGAGGUUCUUGCUGGAGAGCAACAGUCAGGCCGAUUCAAAACCAAGUAUAACCAAAUCCAAGUCGCCAAGACCAGUGGGAAGAAGGCAUACUACAACCGUCUACGGGCAAAAAGACGACGUUGAGCUAUUGUCACUAUUGUGGGAGAUUGAUAGCUACUUUAACGACAUCUUGCUAUACAUCUCGGUUCUUCUCAAAGACGUCAGUGAUGACUUGCACGACAAGCCGCUACGGUUUCAGUCAGUCGUCUAUUUCCAAUUCUUGGAAAGGGAUCGGUUGACUCACUUGUAUAUCUUGGGCAGCUUGUCUCCCAGCCUCGAGGACUUCUUGAUGAUCCGCCUUUCCUUCCUUUAGGAUAGUGUCUAGAUCACCACUAGACGUCGAUUGAAGGAGGUGGUCAUCCCCUCGAGGCACUGGAGUGAGAACAGCAUUGUUUGUGACGAGACUGAAUGCUAAUACACGCAUGCCAGCAUGCCUAGCCACAAUAAUUUCCGGAACAGUGGACAUGCCUACCACAUCUGCGCCGAGUUGCCUCAGCAAGCGACAUUCGGCACGUGUCUCGUAGCUGCAUAUGUUUCAAUUAGCACCCUUCUUUGUGCACUUGAACAACGAAAAGAUUUUCAUACCUCGGUCCCGAGACAAAAGCAUAAACUCCCUCAUGGAGUCUCCUUUUCUCCGACUUUGUGAUACCUUGCCAUGCCGUAUGGACGCAACGGCGGAGUGACAGAUCGUAUGCAUCUGACAGUGGAGGGAAACGGACACCAAAUUCAUCCACAUUUGGUCCACGCAAAGGAUGUAGCCCGGAAAGACCGGCAAGAAAGAUGUGCUACAGCAGUUUAUUAGCAAAGCAAUAGCAUGUUUUGAUGCAUUGGCGUGAUUUGCCCUACAUCGUUGAGAAGUGUUAUAUCUCCGACUGCAUAUUCAGGAUUGAGACCUCCCGCAGCGUUGGUCACUGAUUAGUUAGCAGAAGUGCUCCUAAAUAAGCAAAUCAAGUCAAAUUCAAACCUACAGAUUAUUGUUUCUGCUUCAAGAAGCUUGAGAACACGGAUAGGGAACGUUACAUCCUCUAUGGAGUGGCCUUCAUAGUAA
This is a messenger RNA of Talaromyces stipitatus ATCC 10500, 1719 nucleotides long. RefSeq names its product nucleolus protein required for cell viability, putative. The transcript is spliced from 3 exons. Gene Ontology annotation, molecular function: RNA binding. The record is from RefSeq and is a predicted model, not a curated record. Gene Ontology annotation, biological process: RNA processing. Bases 81 to 755 code for a protein of 224 amino acids. Lineage: Eukaryota; Fungi; Ascomycota; Eurotiomycetes; Eurotiales; Trichocomaceae. Gene Ontology annotation, cellular component: nucleolus.